UAUUUAAGGCACAGACCGCACGAAACGGGCACUAUUUCUGUGGCGUCGCGUGCUCAGUUCACCGCGGGUAUUCGCUCUUCGCUUUGUGGAUUGGAUUUUUGGCUGUUUUCCGCCCGAUUAAAAAAAAAAAAAAACCAACCGCUAUAUUAAUAGUUCUGUAGUUUAACCUGGAGCAACACGUUUCAAAAUACACAACUACUACUCACAACUGUCACAGCCAAGUUACAAAAGUGCUAAAUCCCAGAAAUAACCUAAGAGCCGACUAAAAACCGCGCAAAUACAUAAAAAAAAUCUUCUCCAAAUCAGAAACAAAAACUUGUGAAAAAACUAGAAUUAAAAAAGAUUUUUAAAACAAAUCAGCUAGUGCAAAAUAAACGGGAAGAAUUUUUUUUUGUGUCCCUUUUUUUGGUGUUUUUUCUCCGUCUUUCCCCUUCUUUGACGCAAAAAAAAGUGCGCAACUUGCUGGCGGCGGGAACGGAAUAGAAAUAGAUAUAGCCGAAACCGACUGGAAAGCAAAGGAAGCUAACCAAAUUGGAUUACAAUCAAUUGAAUAUAGACGGAUACGUGAACUAUGUUCAGCGAGACAGGCAUAUAACUCAGGAACUAAUAUAUAGAAAAAAAAAACCAGACAACAUAAUCGCAAUGGCCCUUUACCGCUCUGAUCCGUAUUCUAUAAUGGACGACCAACUUUUUUCAAAUAUUUCAAUAUUCGAUAUGGACAAUGAUCUGUACGAUAUGGACAAACUCCUUUCGUCGUCCACCAUCCAGAGCGAUCUGGAGAAGAUUGAGGACAUGGAAAAGGUAUUUCAAGACUAUGACUUGGAGGAGGAUAUGAAGCCAGAGAUCCGGAACAUCGACUGCAUGUGGCCGGCGAUGGCCAGCUGUUUGACCAGCGGAAACGUGAAUGGAAUGGAGAGCGGAGAGAGUGCAGCCUCGUCGUACAGCGAAACCGGUGCCGUAUCCCUGGCCAUGGUUUCCGGCACUUCGAAUCUCUACAGCGCGUAUCAACGAUCGCAGACGACAGAUAACACCCAGUCAAAUCAGCAGCAGGUCGCCACCAAUCCCGAGAACAUGCCGGUGAUCAUCAAGAAGGAGCUCGCAGAUCCGGACUACAACAUAGUCUGUCAGAAGCGCCUCCGUUUGAGUGGCGUUGAGAAGAAGUCGCAGAUCCAGGACGAUGUCCAUUUGAUACCGCCCGGCGGAAGUCUGCUCCGCAAGCGGAACAACCAGACGCUGGACAUCCGCAAAGCUGGCGAGCUUAGCGGCGGCGAUAGCAUUAAAUACCAGAGACCCGACACACCCCACAGUCUCACCGACGAGGUGGCCGCCACGGAGUUCAGACACAACGUCGACUUGCGUGCCUGCGUGAUGGGCAGCAACAAUAUCUCGCUGACCAGCAACGACAGCGAUGUCAACUACAUUAAGCAAAUCAGCAGGGAGCUCCAGAAUAGCGGCAAGGAUCCGUUGCCCGUGCGCUACAUACCGCCGAUCAACGAUGUCCUCGAUGUGCUCACCCAGCAUUCCAAUUCGAUGGGUGGCCAACAGCAGUUGAACCAACAGCAAAUGGACGAGCAGCAGCAGGCCAUCGAUAUAGCCACUGCACUGCACAGCACAGUGGACUCUCCGCCGACGACCGGCUCUGAUAGUGACUCCGAUGACGGUGAAUCGCACAACUUUGAUCUGCGCCACCAUCGCACUAGCAAAAGCGGCAGCAACGCCAGCACCGCCAGCAACAACAACAUCAUCAAAACCAAGAGCAACAAAAGCAACAAAAGCAGCAGCAACGGCAUGCUGCACAUGAUGCACAUCACCGAUCACAGCUACACGCGCUGCAACGAUAUGGUGGACGAUGGGCCCAAUUUGGAGACCCCCUCAGAUUCCGAUGAGGAAAUAGAUGUCGUGUCGUAUACGGACAAGAAGCUGCCCACAAAUCCCUCGUGCCAUUUGAUGGGCGCCCUACAGUUCCAGAUGGCCCACAAGAUCUCGAGUGAUCACAUGAAGCAAAAGCCACGCUACAACAACUUCAAUCUGCCGUACACGCCGGCCAGCAGCAGUCCGGUGAAAUCGGUGGCCAACUCGCGUUAUCCGUCGCCCUCGAGCACACCGUACCAGAACUGCUCCUCCGCCUCGCCGUCCUACUCGCCGCUGUCCGUGGACUCUUCAAAUGUCAGCUCGAGCAGCUCCAGUUCCAGUUCGCAGUCAAGCUUCACCACCUCCAGUUCCAACAAGGGACGCAAGCGAUCCUGUCUGAAGGACCCAGGCUUGUUGAUCUCCUCCAGCAGCGUCUAUCUGCCGGGAGUCAAUAACAAAGUGACGCAUAGCUCCAUGAUGAGCAAAAAGAGUCGCGGCAAGAAGGUGGCCACCUUGUCUGGCAACACAUCUCCGAUGUCGUCUGGCCAGGAUGUGGACCCCAUGGAUCGUAAUUGGCAGCGGCGCAGCGGUGGUGGAAUUGCCACUAGCACGACCUCCAGCAGCAGUGCCCACCGAAAGGACUUCGUUUUGGGCUUCGACGAGGCCGAUACGAUCGAGAAGCGCAAUCAGCACAAUGACAUGGAGCGUCAGCGCCGCAUUGGUCUGAAGAACCUCUUUGAGGCUCUGAAGAAACAGAUUCCCACCAUCAGGGACAAGGAGCGGGCUCCCAAGGUAAAUAUCCUGCGGGAGGCGGCCAAGCUGUGCAUACAGCUGACCCAGGAGGAGCACGAGCUCAGUGUGCAGCGCCAGCUCUUGUCCCUGCAGCUCAAGCAGCAUCAGGACCUUCUGGACAGCUACCGGUCGGACUUGAACAAAUCGCGCUCGGUUAGUGGAUAGUGUUGUCUCAUACUAUCGGCUUAAAGCGGCGGCGUAGAGCUAGGAGAACCCCAAUGUAUAUACAAGAUCUGUAUACCCUCCUAAUUUUUGGCGAUUUACUUUGAUUUAGCUUCGAUUCUUUCUUGACACUAAGCCCUAAAUAUGAGUUUUUGUGGAGAACUUCAAUAUCAGUUAGUAGGUUAUGUUUAACGAAUUGCUUGCGCUUUUUUUUCUUCUUUUUUUCUUUUUUUUUUUUUUACCAUACAAGGGGUUAGAGUUUACGAGUGAUUUAACAAAUUUGAUUUCUUCAAUGUGAUAUAUAUAUGAUUUUCUUUCCGCGCGAUUUGAUUUGGUAGGGAAGUUAACGAAAGCGGUUUUAUGAAAUCAAGUUGAAGUGUUUUUUUUUUUGCUGCAUAUAUUACAAUAUACACUACACGUAUGAUUAGAUUUAAUUACCAAUUAGCGGUCUGUAUAUAACAUAUGAAGUAGAAUAUCUUAAUUAUUUUUUUGAAUUAGUUACUUAACCAUGAAGUAAACAAAAAGGAAAACAUUUAAAAAAACACAAAAAUAAGGACAAAGAACCAAACAUUGAAAAGUGAAAGGAAUAGUUCGAAUGACAGACCUAGCGGAGAAACGAAACACAAACAAACUGAAGGGAAACACAAAAAGAGAAAAGAAAAACGGAUACGGAAAACAGACAAAAGUUACAACGAAAGAGCCACAAAGAGGAGAUAGAGCACACAAAGUCGGAAGCGAGAACGAUGAGAUAUAUUUAUAUAUAUAUAUAUCUAUAUACCUAUAUAUAGAAAUUAGUAUAGCUUAAAGUAGAACUUUUGGUUUCGUACCCCAAAAGCAAAAAGCGAAAUGAGCCGGCUUCAAAUAGUUCCAGACUUCUUGACGAAGCAACACGGAACACGAUUUAUUUCGACCUUGGUUCGCUAGUUUACCUAGAAAUUACCUAUUUAAACCAUGGACAUGUUUUUUACAUGCGUUUUUUUUGGGUCCUAUAUUCUUAGAGACGCAUCCUUGGAGCAGAAAAGAAACCCAAAUGCAUCUGCAUGCAUCUGCAUGCAAGACACCUCAAUGCUUUUGCUUAGACCCCCAGGUAUCCCCUGCUAUAACCCAUAUAUUUCUAUGUGUAUAUGGAUUAUAAAUAUAUAUACAUCUGUUGGACGACGCGAAGAUGAAAGAGAAACGCUUUUUAUAUACACCCGAAAACAAAAAACUUGAACUCUACUGCCUAUAUUGAGAAAAUACAUUUUAUUUGCUAUGAAGAUUCGAUUAUGAAUAUAGUUAUAUAUACGUGUGUAUAUAUAGAAACCUUUUUACAAUCAUAUUAUCAUUUUUUUUUUGCAACACCUAGGGAUAUAUACAUAUAUAUAUAUAUUUUUUAACUGAUAACUAUGCAUAUGAAAUGCGCAAAACUUAACGAAAACAAAACGGAAUUAAGGAAACAUUAAACUAUAUAAUAGUGCUAAGCCUACUAAUUAACCUCUCGAGAUAUAUAGAUAGGAAGAGAGAGGACGAAAGAGUGUAGAAUUUGGCUGCAAAGUUUGUGAUUGGAGUUAAGAGAAGAGACCCAGAGAGAUAUAUACACCCACGACCCAAGACCCAAGAAAACUCAAACUUUUGUGAGCUGUUUAACUGUCGAUUUUUUGCUAAUAAGUUAUAGCCUUCCGGCGAUAUGUUAUAUAUGAUUAACGAUUCUACCAAUUGUUUACACGCAUCUAAGUAUCAACUAAAUAACUACUACUACUAAACUAAAGGACAUGAAACAUACGGCAAAUGCAAAUGAAGUUAAAACCGCAUGCAAAAUAUGUAGAAAAACACGAACGGGAUUCUAAAGAAAUGUCAACUGUUAUUUAGGUUUAGGCACCAAUACCCAUGAUAUAUAUGGAUAUUCGAUUAAUAUAUAUGAUGACCAGAAUUUGAAUGAGAUCGGGGGAGGUUAUAUAGGUAUAUACAUAUAUAACGUGAAAAUUUCUAUAGUGUAGGGCGUCGUUUCAACGAAAUUUUUCAUGUGAGUUCUAGGCUAUAAUGCCUACUAUACCUAUACCCAGAUAUACAUAUAAUUCUUAUAUUUUUGUUUACUAGUAGCUUAACGUUCGAACACAUGAAAUAUUUUUUUUACCUUAUAAAUUUUUUUAAGUACGCCGCCGCUAAAACUUUGAAAAACUACCUACUUAACUCUUCAUUUUUUUAAAUAAAAAAAAAAACAACUAUAAAACAAUUGUUAAAUGGAAAAAAAUGAUAUAUAUCUACGUGGACAAACAAUUAAAGAGUAUAUUUUUUGUAUUGUUUCGACCAAAAAAUGUGUACACACUGUAAAUAGCAAUCUCGUUAAAUAAUAGUUACACACGCCUACAAAAUAGCGAACCCAAAACCCAAGAAAUGGAAUUAUUUUUAUAGAAAACACAAAAACCCGGAGAGAAAACACAAAGCAAUAGACUUAAGCGAAUUGUACAACGCGAAACGAAAACAAAACUUCAAUAAACCAACAAAAACACACACACACACUUAUAUAUAUAUAUACAUAUACAAAACCACACACGAAUGCACCUAUUUUCCUAUAGUACAUACAACCAGAAAUAGUUUGACGAAAAAAACCAUGUUUUCUUUCAAUAAUUUCAACAAACAAAACCGUACAAA
Messenger RNA from Drosophila simulans, 5436 nucleotides. RefSeq names its product myc protein (gene Myc). Bases 643 to 2808 code for a protein of 721 amino acids. Gene Ontology annotation, molecular function: RNA polymerase II cis-regulatory region sequence-specific DNA binding; DNA-binding transcription factor activity, RNA polymerase II-specific; protein dimerization activity. The transcript has 3 exons. NCBI's taxonomy places the organism in Eukaryota, Metazoa, Arthropoda, Insecta, Diptera, Drosophilidae. The record is from RefSeq and is a predicted model, not a curated record. Gene Ontology annotation, biological process: regulation of transcription by RNA polymerase II.